AUGACCAGUAUCACCUCACCAACUGUUGAUCCUAAGAAUGUGCCCAACAUUUCACAUGUCCCGCAUGAUAAUACGAUGUGGGAAAAUGAUCAAAACCGAGGACUUAUCUUUGGGAUUGAGUCAACCUUCAAUCUAUCCAUGGUUGAAUCUAAUCUAUAUGUUGCAUCUAGACCAAUGGGUAUCUUAGAUGCCAAGGAAGAUAUCAUCAUGAAUGGACGUCAAAAUAAUCAAAUUGUGAUAAAAACUGAUCAGUUCAAGAAGAACAAGAGACUGCACAUGAGGAGAGGAUGUAAAGCCAUGAAAAAAGCUAGCAUCAUCAAAGGGCAAUGGACUUCUGAGGAAGACAGGCUAUUGGUGCAAUUAGUGGAUCGUCAUGGGACUAAGAAAUGGUCUCAGAUUGCUAAGAUGCUUCAAGGACGAGUCGGAAAACAGUGCAGAGAAAGGUGGCAUAACCAUCUUCGUCCAGAUAUUAAGAAAGAUAGUUGGAGUGAAGAAGAAGAUAGAAUCUUAAUCGAAGCCCACAAGGAGAUCGGGAACAAAUGGGCAGAGAUAGCUCGAAAACUCCCUGGACGCACAGAGAACACAAUAAAAAACCAUUGGAACGCGACUAAACGUCGACAACACUCGAGGCGGACCAAGGGAAAAGACGAAAUCUCUCUUUCACUUGGUAGCAACACUCUUCAGAAUUACAUUCGAUCUGUUACCUGCAAUGAUGAUGCCCUCAUGACCGCAACUUCUGACGCAAAUGUUAGUCCAACAACAAGUACGAGAGGCGAUGGAACGGAGAAGCUGUCGUUAGCAGUUGUGUCUUCUACGACAAGUGCGUCAGGAUCAACGUCGACUUCUGGUUCAGCGUCCGGGUCCGGAAGUGGUGUGACUGUAGAGUAUGAUGAAACGAUGACAGAUAGCUGGAUGGUGAUGCAUGGAUGCGAUGAAGUUAUGAUGAGCGAGAUUGCUUUGCUUGAGAUGAUCGCUCAUGGCCGUCUCUAG
Microthlaspi erraticum is the source of this 990-nucleotide messenger RNA. Lineage: Eukaryota; Viridiplantae; Streptophyta; Magnoliopsida; Brassicales; Brassicaceae. The record is from the annotation of a GenBank genome assembly.